Messenger RNA from Colletotrichum orchidophilum, 3168 nucleotides. RefSeq lists its product as uncharacterized. NCBI's taxonomy places the organism in Eukaryota, Fungi, Ascomycota, Sordariomycetes, Glomerellales, Glomerellaceae. The record is from RefSeq and is a predicted model, not a curated record. Bases 1 to 3168 code for a protein of 1055 amino acids. Gene Ontology annotation, cellular component: condensed chromosome; condensin complex. Gene Ontology annotation, biological process: mitotic chromosome condensation. The transcript is spliced from 2 exons.
AUGCCCGCACGAGUAUCAACUAGGUCUACGAGGACCUCCGCGGCAGUGUCGCACAAAUCGUCCGCAGCGACCCUUGGCUCUCGAGCAUCAACAGCAUCCCGCUCCUCAUCACUCGCCGCAGAUAUCCCGACCGAAAGACCGGACAAUGAGCUUCGCGGCCAAGUAUGCGCUGUAUUCCGCGAUGCGCAAAGAAACACGGCAUCGCACCGCAAAUUGGUCGUCACGUUGCGCAAGAUCCAGGAAGCUUGCGCAUACGAGCCAACCAGCUUGAAGAAAUCCGCAGCAAACGACUUCGAUGAGGAAGCCUUCAACUCCGAGUUCGUCCGAUGUGUCUUGAGAGUGAUGCCCAUCAAGAAGGCAGAGAGUGUUGGGGAGAAGACGAUUCGAUUUGUCGGAUUCUUCCUACGACAUGCGAACGACAAGGACAACGAGAUUCUUGGAGAGGUCGAUGAGGAUGCUAGCAUCAUGCCCGAGACCCCCAGCACCAGACUUACCAGCUAUCUCAUGAGCACGAUCUUGCCUCUGAUGACAGCCAAGGACAAGUUUGUUCGAUACAGAUCCACCCAGCUGAUUUCUCACAUCAUCAACUCCCUCGACGCCAUCGACGACGAUCUUUUUCAAAAACUUCGUCACGGACUUCUUAAGCGCAUUCGUGACAAAGAGGCAAUGGUUCGUGCACAGGCAGUUCUGGGCCUGGGACGUUUGGCUGGCAACCAGGUUGAUGCGGCCGCGAACGAAGACGGCAGCGAGGACGACGAGGCCAGCGGGCUGCUCGAGAAGCUGCUGGAAGUUAUACAAAACGACCCAAGCGCAGAUGUGAGAAGGUCACUUCUCGUCAAUCUCCCCAUUCUUCCUGCCACUCUGCCAUACUUGCUCGAACGCGCCAGAGAUCAGGAUGCUCUGACUCGUAGAGCGGUAUACUCGCGACUGCUACCCGCCCUUGGCGAUUUCCGACAUCUCUCACUCUCAAUGAGAGAGAAGCUCCUCAGAUGGGGUCUCCGUGACAGAGACGAAAAUGUUCGCAAGUCUGCGGGAAGGCUUUUCCGCGAACGUUGGAUCGAAGACUGCGCUGGUGUUCCGCCGCCCGAGGAGGGGGCGCCGCCUGCGGAACCUUCGCCGCCAAACUUUGACGGUCUCCAUGAGCUCCUGGAGCGUAUCGACGUCGUGAACUCCGGCGUGGAGAACGGCGUGGCGCUCGAGGCGAUGAAGGGGUUCUGGGAAGGUAGACCCGAUUACAGAGAAGCCGUCACAUUUGAUAAGAACUUUUGGGAGACGCUUUCUGCUGAGUCUGUCUUCACGGCUCGCAGUUUCAACGACUUUUGCAGAACCGAGGGCAAUGGCAAGUUCGAGUCUCUGGUCGAGGAAAAGCUGCCGGAAGUGACCACCCUCGCGUUCUAUCUCGAGAGAUACCUUGGCGUCCUGAUUGAGGCUAUUAAGAGGGUGUCUCAAGCAGAGGGCGAGGAGGACGAAGAGGAAGACACGGUAGAGCAGGAGUUCAUCGUCGAGCAGAUGCUCCAUAUCGCCAUCACUCUUGACUACUCCGAUGAGGUUGGCCGUCGCAAAAUGUUUGCUCUCCUCCGCCAAUCCCUUUCAGUCCCUGAGCUCCCCGACGACGUAACAAAGCUUACGAUCAAUGUUCUCCGAGACAUAUGUGCUCCGGACAAUGCCGGCGAGAAGGAAUUCUGUUCUGUAGUGCUGGAGGCCGUUGCCGACGUUCACGAUACUAUCGUCGACGACCCAGCACCAGAUGACCGCACCGAUGAUAGCUUUCACUCGGCGAGGUCCGAGGUCAGUGGCGACACCACACCCACGAGGAGUGGAAGCCGGAAUAAGAGCCCUGAGCUCAGUGAAGAAGAAGCCAGGGCAAAGGCGGUUAAGGAGAUCAUGAUCAACAUGAAGUGCCUACACAUUGUGCAGUGUAUGUUGUCAAACGUCGCCGGCGACCUGCAACAGAAUGACCACCUGGUGUCGAUGCUUAACAAUCUUGUCGUCCCAGCUGUGCGGAGUCACGAGGCACCGGUUCGUGAGAGGGGUCUUGUCUGCUUGGGCCUCUGCUCCUUGCUCGACAGGUCACUGGCCGAGGAGAACCUGACGCUCUUCAUGCACUUCUUUACCAAGGGCCACACUGCCCUCCAGAUCACCGCGUUGCAAAUUCUCACUGACAUCCUCAACGUCCAUGGCGCUCAACUCCUCAGCUCAACACCAGCAUUACUCAAGGUCUACAUCAAGGCUCUCAAGUCGGGAGUUCGGUCACCUGAAGUCCAGGCUGCCGCAACCCUAGCGGUAUCCAAGCUGCUGCUGGGACGUGUCGUCACUGACACGGAAGCUUCGGCGGAAAUGCUCAAGACGCUGGUUGUUCAGUACUUCGACCCCGUCACUGCUUCUAAUCAAAGUGUCAGGCAGGCUCUCAACUAUUUCUUGCCUGUAUUCUGCUACUCGCGUGCGGAGAACCAGGAUCUCAUGCGUACCGUCGCUCUGGAUGCCCUCCACGCGUUGUUGAACGUCCGCGAGAACUUGGAGGACGAUGACGCUGAUGUAAAUGAGGAGAUGGAGAGUCUGACGACCAUUGGUGCUUGCCUGGUGGAUUGGACGGAUCCUCGCAAGUGCUUCAACCCUGCUACGGGGCUUGAUUUGGAGAAAAAGACUGUCAAUGGUGACAUUCACCUAGAAUUCGCCCUGGACAUUCUGGACCGCUUGGGCGCAAACUUGAGCAAGGAAGAGAAGAAGGUGGUCGCUCCUCUCCUCGGAAAGUUGUACAUCUCGCCCACGAGUACCGAGGAGAAAAUCAGGGAAGUCUAUGACGAGGUCACCAUCGCCGUCAACGACAAACUCGUCUCCGACACCACGGGCCGCAACGCCCUCAACAAGAUCCACGUCAGCCUGGGCAAGAUUGUCGCCAACCUCGGCGAGCAGCAGGAAGGCGAGCCGCGCCGCAUGAGCAGAAGCGUCUCCGUCGCCGCGUCGGUUGCUGGCUCCGUCGCGCCGUCCGUUGCCGGUUCUGUCGCUUCAUCUCAGAGGCACGACGCCGACGAAGACAAGACUGUCACCUUGGAGCCUGAUAUCAAGGAGGAAGACGAGAACAGUGAUGACACUGUGAUCCAGAACACUCGGCAAGAUGAUGGUAACUCUAUCGUGAGCGAGCUGCUGUCGGAUGAGGAGGUCGCGUGA